AUCCUUACAUGUUUCUCCAUGUCCAAGCUAUGAUAUAUACCAUCGAACAGAUAAACAAUUCAACUUUUUUACCUGGUAUAAAACUGGGAUAUGAAAUUUAUGACAGUUGCUCCGAGGUUAUCACUGCAAUACAAGCGACCCAAAGAUUUCUUUCCAAAUUUAACUCCUCGGACAGUAGGAUUGAACUUCAUUGUAAUUACACCAACUACAAUCCAAAUGUAAAAGCAGUUGUUGGAGGCUAUUACUCAGAAAUAUCAAUUGUAGUUGCAAGGCUGUUGAAUCUUUACCUUAUUCCACAGAUUAGUUAUGGAUCAAUAGCAGAAACACUCAGUGACAAGACAAAGUUUGCAUCAUUUUUACGGACAGUUCCAAAUGACAAUCAUCAAACUAAUGGCAUAGCUCAACUUAUGGAACACCUCAAUUGGAAACGGGUCGCAGCCAUUGCUUCUGACGAUGCAUAUGGACGGGCUGGAUUGAAGAGUUUUACCUCACAUGCAGCAAGGCUCAAUAUAUGUGUUAAAUUUCAAAAAUUUAUUCCAAUUUUUAAGGAUGAAUACCAAAAUGCUAAAAUUAAUGAGACAGCUGAAAGUAUUAUGAAGUCAACUGUACAAGUUAUAAUCGCAUUUGUAAGAUCAUCAGAAAUCAUCAAACUGUUCACCACAUUGACUCAACGGAAUAUAAGUAAAAUUUGGAUUGCCAGUAAUGUCUGGUCCACUUCUAGGGAGGUUGCCAGUAUUAAUGACAUUGAAAAGAUUGGAAUUAUUUUGGGCUUUACUUUCAAAGGUGGAACAAUUCCAAAUUUUAAAAAUUACUUAAAGAAGUUAAAGUUUUACCCAUCUGAUGCUAACCAGAUUAUUAAAGAGUACAUAAACUUUAUAAAUAGAAGGGAUGCAAAGAAACCAAUUGGGAAAAAUACAAUCUCACAAGGAAAUAAAUCUCAGAAGUAUUACAAAAUUGUUGAAAUGUUUAAAGAACCCAGUAUCUAUGGUGUAUACUCAGCCAUCAAGGCAAUAGCUUAUGCUCUUCAGAAAAUGUUUAAUUGUACUCAAGGAAAUUGCAACCAAAAUUUUAAUUUCCCACCAUGGCAGUUGCUAAAUGAAUUAAAGAAUGUUAACUUUAAGACAGACGACGGACAAUUUGAAUUUGACAGUUCAGGAGAUUUCUCAAAUGGAUAUAACAUAAUCAAAUGGAAGAUGGAAAGCGGUUCAAUACAGUUUGUCAAUGUUGGUACCUACAAUGUGAUGAAGCAAAUGAUUAAUUUCUCCAGGGACUUAGAAGAGGUUCAAAUCUCUAAUUGUCCACAAACCUGUAGACCUGGACAUAAGAAGACUGUGUCAACGAAAAGGUUCUGUUGUUUUGAAUGUAAUCCAUGCCCAGCAGGAUUUUACUCUGACAACAAUAAUUCCAAUGAUUGCAUUGAGUGCUCAGAAGACUACUGGUCUAAGGAAGGAAGUACAAAAUGCCAACAUAAAUCUGUCGAGUUUCUACAGUGGAAGCAAGCUCUUUCUGUGGUGUUAAUAAUAUUUAUCAUUUUAGCAGUACUCAUAAUAUGUGUAAUACUCAUAUUAUUCACAAAAUAUUGGCGUACCCCAGCUGUGAAAGCUGCAGGGGGUUGGAUGUGUUACAUCAUGCUGUUUUCACUAGUGCUCGGUUUAAUCAGUGUUGUUUUCUUCCUCGGAAAGCCAUUUGAUUAUACUUGUAAAAUACGACAACCACUUUUUGGUAUCAGCUUUACACUUUGUGUUUCCUGCAUUUUGGUGAAAUCUUUUCGAAUCAUCCUCGCUUUUACUUUUAAUCCAAAUACUCAUAAAAAAUUGAAGUAUCUUUAUAAACCAGUGCCUGUUAUAAUUGUCACCACUGGAAUUCAAGUGGUCAUUUGCUCAAUGUGGUUAUCUUUGAAAGCUCCAAAGCCUGUACGAAAUAGGAAUCUCCCCCAAAUGAUUUUGUUGUUAUGUGACGAAGGUUCCUACGUCGCAUUUGUCGCAAUGUUAGGAUACAUUGCUUUUCUUGCAUUUGUCUGUUUUAUUCUUGCUUUUAAGGGAAGAAAGGCACCAGAAAUGUUUAAUGAGGCAAAGUUUAUCACAUUCAGCAUGCUUGUUUAUUUAAUUGUGUGGAUUUCAUUUGGUGCUACAUAUGUUAAUGUGGGAGCUAACAACAAAUAUUACCCAGUAAUUGAAGCAAUUGCGAUUUUAGCAUCAAUCUAUAGCAUUUUAUGUUGCCAUUUCAUUCCAACCUGUUAUGUAGUUUACUUCAAGAAAGAAAGUAAUGUUGAGUCAAAUUAUUUGACACAUGCGAGGGAGCAUUUCAAACAGAAAGGACAGUUUGUGUGUCCAGUUACCAACAUAAAAAGAUACUCAGGUCAGCCUGUCUCCUUGAGUCAAGUGAUGGCAGAUCCUGAAUUUGAAUGUCAAGUUAAUCAGCAAUUUAAUGAGACAAACCAGAACAAAAAUUGCCAGAAUCAAACACUUGAAACAACCUGCCUGAGAAAGAGACAUAAAAGCGUGUGA
Messenger RNA from Chiloscyllium plagiosum (whitespotted bambooshark), 2507 nucleotides. Lineage: Eukaryota; Metazoa; Chordata; Chondrichthyes; Orectolobiformes; Hemiscylliidae. The record is from RefSeq and is a predicted model, not a curated record.